Messenger RNA from Aureobasidium pullulans EXF-150, 2727 nucleotides. RefSeq lists its product as uncharacterized. The record is from RefSeq and is a predicted model, not a curated record. The transcript has a single exon. The coding region runs from base 1 to 2727 and encodes 908 amino acids. NCBI's taxonomy places the organism in Eukaryota, Fungi, Ascomycota, Dothideomycetes, Dothideales, Saccotheciaceae.
AUGGAUCGCAAGAGAAAGCGACAAAGCGGUGUCGAAUACUGGACUGCGUCAAAAUGUCAACGACUUCUGAGGCCGAUUGCAUCGAGAAUCGCACCAUUACGAAGGAACCAAUACACUUUUAACUCGGAAUCACUCCAGACGGACUCGAGAGAAAACGUAUUGCCGAUCGCCAAAUUGCAAAUGGUUCCAGGGACAGAACCCGCAGGCAGCGGCAUUAAUGCCACAAUCCUGGAUCCCACAUGGCUACCCUCUGACCAAAGCAGAAGAUGCCAGCUCAAGAAGUACUCUGUUCGUCACCGCAAUUCUCAAGCACCUAUCGGUCAAAUCGAAAGCCCCCGUGCAUGCUUAGUCUCCUUGCCGACUCCAUUCAAGGCACGCGCAUUGAGAAGAGGAACACCAAUCAAACAAGGCGUGCACUUGGAGACAUCGAGCAGCCCAUGUGCUCUGAAAACCUUGCAUUUUACCAGGAAGGUGCGCCAACGGAAAGACCCCUUCACUCGCGCACCAAUUGCGAAGCAGAGUAUCGAGCUACAGGGCAGGCAAAAUUAUGAGAGAACUUUCGAACUGCAUCAGGGCGUUACGGACGGGUUUUCAUUACUGCUACAGAGAACAGUUCCUCUGGACGUUGAACAACUACCAAGCAGAGGCGCCUCAUCACUCCUGAGCAUGUGUCUACGCAAGGUGCCAGACUAUAUUCAAGCAGAAGAAGACUGGCGUAGAAGCAUCAAUGAGGAUGAUGACACUGAUGUCUCUGCAGAGGUAUACGAGGAGUUGGAGGAACUUGGCUCGGUUCAAGGACAUGGCUGGCCAGGCCUCCGUGAAGUGGUAGUUGCGCAUGGGCUCAAACUCAUCCACGAGAUAAUCAAGGACAAGCUUGUCGCAACAGAAACCAGAGCGGAGCUUGCGAAAAUACCCUCCAGACAUGGCUUGCACAGGGAAUCGCAAGAUCUCCUUCUUGCAUACGCCCAUUCUUUGCCGCUAAAACGCCCUCUUGGUGUAGACUCUCGUCUUUUCGACGGAUGUUUAUCAAGCCUGACUGCUAUGCAACCUGCCAGUGCCAGAAACGAAGUCUUUGUUCGCACUCUCGAUGCACUAUUCUCCUCUGGCCGUCUGAAGCUGUCCUGGCUGGCGACUCGCGAUAUGGUCACUCUGUCUAGUGGCAUGGUUAGAGCGCUGGCAUCUCAAUCUGAACAUCAUGAACACGCCUUAAGCUUCCUUCAAGGACGUAUUUCUCAAAUCUCUACUGCGGAGUUAGUGGAACACGGCGUUCCACGACAAGGACCCGAAGGAAACCUGGAUGUCGGGAUCAAGCUUGAAACAUCUCUCACCAAUACUACGGUCAGCAUCAUUACAGUGCUUACAGCCAUGGUUUUGAUAGAGCGCAACUCCCGGAGCUUUGAUGAAGGCCCGGGUCGCCCUACUGCUAUCGAAUCUCUUCUCGUGUGCCUCUCGAUCAACGUGCUUGCCAAUUUAGCAGUCCUCGAGCAGAGAGAUGGCGACAUUCAUAGCAAAAACGAUACAAAGAUUCCACAAAACACGGUCUGUUUUGCCCUGCUCGCAAGUAGCCUGAUCCUCAGCCUCCACCAGGAUGCCACCAAGAGUGAUCACAUGUCUCUUCGGAGACGAGAUAUUGUGCAAGCGAUGAUUCUGGUGCACGGAAGAACCACUUCAGGUCGUGCGGAGACAGUGGUAGAGCGCGCCGCAUCAUUUCUGGUUGACUUAUCUCGCUGCUGUGGGCAGAGCUUGCAUUCGGAUAGUCAAACCUAUCUGGAGGGCCUUGUCAGUUCAAUCUUCCAGGAAUCUCGGCAUGGUUCAGACCCCGUAAAAGCCUUUUUGAAGCAAUGGGCAAUGGAAAGUUCACUUCACCUUGCAAAGACUUCGGCCACACAGAGAAGCCGGGCCUUCUUGGAGAAUAUUGAGGCUGCAAUGACACAGCACAGUCCCCUGGGCAUAAAGAAAACAGGUGUUGGAUCUCAGCAAAUCCGCGACGUUGUCGCUGAGCCGGGACUGCGGUGGGAGGAAGGUCUUUGUGAGUGGAUUGUCGCAUCUCCAGUAUACGCGAAGAAGCCCAGGAACAUUACGGCUUUGUCAAACAAGACGCGGUCGAAGUCCCCUUCUGAUGAGGAGAGUGAGUUGGACGACAGCGGCUAUCUUAGCGAUAACAAGGCAACACCGGCGCCCCGUCAGAAGUUCAUCAACAUGUCUCACAUGCUGGCAUCGCCCGAUGUUCUGGGCAUGGAACCAAGAAUGCUGUCCGGCGCUACAACCAGUCUCCAAGAUACUGCUCGAAACAUGCAAACACCUCAGAGACCAGCCAUUCCAAAGCAGAAGACCGGAAAGUCCAAUGCAGCCGAGGCUGUCUCCAAGAUACCGGAUAAUGUCAAUCAUCCAACUCCUCCGCAUGAGAGCUUGAUUGACGUGACGGACAACCCGGCGAAGAGAAGGAAGAGCCAGAAGGCAAAGCAAGCAAGCUUUAGAGCAUCGUCGAUGGUUCAGAAAUCACCUCAAGACCCAGCACCUCCCUCAACGCGAGAACAGAUCGAAAAGGCACAUGGUGACUUGUCUGGAAAUGAUAUUGAUGAGCUCGCCAUGAGUUGCUCAAAACCUCGUCAGACUGCAGCUUUUGCCAGAAAAAUUGUGCCAUGCAAAUCUUCCGCCAGAGUUUCACUCCCAAUCAGACGCACCAGCAGUCAAAUCGAUAUCAGUGAUGACGAGUUGGGCUUUUGA